CCAGGCGAGCACAAAGGUUUCUUAUGGUGCGUCAAUCAUGGUCAUGCGACUCUUCACGGCCUCAAUGCCAUCACGAAAGAGUUGAUGCUCAAUAAUUGUGGCUCGGGGCGUCUAUAUUUGGGCCGCUUUGACUUUGACAAGAAAGCCAGAUUGUUUACUGUUUGAUGUGUUGUAGUCCAGUCGGUGUGUUUUGUUCGUGUGACUGUUUCCUGACCAAAGCAAUUUCGGGUGCUGUUCACUGAACCUCUGCUCUGCGAUAGCAGCCUCUCGAAGGAGUUUUCCGUAUGUUCUGCUGACUAUUUCGUGAAGAGAUCUGCACCGUGUUGUUAUUCUAGCCAUAUCUACAAGAUUAGUGCUCGUCAGAUGAGUUAUUGAAAAGUAAAGCUCUUUCAUGGGAUUUGGAAUGGCAGGAGAAGAUCUCAGGUAGAGCACGGAGUAUGGCUCGAGUCCUACAGAAAAUCUUAGCUGUUGCUGAUGUGGAUGUUUUGCCGUCGGAGAGAAAGUCAAAGAUCAGCGGCUACCUGACCAAUUUCAGUGAUUUGCUCCUCGAUCAGGAUUACCAUGGUUGUCUUCGUCAUGUUAGUGCUAUAAUAACUGAGCUCGAACCUCAGUAUGCUAACCAAUCUGGGCCCAGUACGUUGGUGGACGUGUUGCUGGCUCGAUCUGCGCUGAACUUCAAGCUGGGCCACUUUGACGACUGUUUCAGCGAUGCUCAGAAAGCUUUGCGUCGUGAUCGCGUAUCACUUGUGGCCUUUCAUCUCUCUUUCCUGGCACUGCGUGAGCUGGGUGAGCUGGUCAAGGCCCUGGCCUACUUGUGCAAAUGUUACUCCUUAGCCAGCCUACAGCAAAGGGGGUCCGGUGCUGCUCGCGGAGGAGACCAGGCGCAGGAGAACAAUCAGUACGAAGGGUCCAAGAACGAGAGCGGCCGCCUGUCUGCGCAUGGCGACACGCUGGAUAUCAUCUCGCAGGCGAAUCUCACCGACUCCAAGAAUCUGCGCAUGGACACGCUGCGCACAGAGCUGUUUCACUUCGCCCUGCGCACCAUCCAGCACGUCCCGGACGCUUUGGAUGCGGCCAGUUCUGCUGUUGCUCCCACGGAUCUACCUGGCGUGCUCACUGGCAUCGCUCGCCAGCUAACAUCGAAAGGCCAGCACGAGCUCAGCAGCUAUUGCCUGGAGGCUGUCAUCGUCCUGUGCAAGAAGGCGUCGAGCGAUGUCAAGCCAACGCUGCUCUGCGCGCUGGAGAGCCUGGCGCAGGUGUACGCCACGCUGAACCUGCACGAGCGCGCACUGGCAAUGCUGGCACGGCACCAGACGCUGGCCACAGAGAUGGAGAACUGGGCGGCCGUCGCGGUUGCCUCAGCGCUGCAGGCCAAGGCACAUAGAGCCAUGGGUAAUCUCCAGCAGUGCGAGCAGUGUCUGCAUGAUCGACUGGACGUACUGCGCACGUACGACCAUUCCAAUCGCCAGUCCCAGCUUGACCUACUCGAGACUGAGCUACAAGUGGCGGAUGUGUGCCGCAGGCAGCUACGUCUGCAUGCUGCGUUAGGUCAUGGUGAGGCUGCUUUGGCGCUAUCUCGACAAGUGGCAGAUCGACCAUCCCUGAUAAAAUGCCACGAGGGUCUUGGUAGGUUACGCAUGCUUUUAGGCCUUUAUCCUGAAGCCGUAUUCCACUUCAAGACGUCACUGACCGUAGCGCGCAAAGCACAGAAUAUCGUCGGCCAAAGCUGGGCGUUGUUGGGCCUGGCUGAGGUGUAUGCGGGCCUGCAGCGCUAUCCGAUGGUGCUGGAUUCUUGCAAGCUGCUGCUCGCACUGCCCGCAGUGACGCCCACCUGCGAUGAUGUGAGCGAGAGUAGUCUCAUCAGUCUGGACGAUGUGGUACGACAUGAUUGCAGAUGUAGAGCGCUGCUGGUUCUUGGCACUGCUCAUCAGAACCUGAAACAGCUGGACAAGGCUGCUGCUCUGAUUGAGGAAGCGCGUCUCGAGGCGGAUCUGAUGAAGGACCCGAGUAUGUUGGGACACGUCAACUGCGCCGCUGGUUCCGUUGCCACGGACACUGGUACGUUCAUGACGGCGUAUCGGCAUCUGACAGCGGCAAUGGACCUGGCAAAGUCCACAGAAGAUCCAGUCCUGCAGAUGCAAUGCCACUAUCAUCUAGGCGUGGCCGCCACUCGCGGAAAACUGAAACAGCAGCCGACUGCGGUGGAGCACUUCUAUUCGGCCAUCAACCUCUUCUCGGAGCUGCGCGAGCGCUACGGAUCCUUCUCCCCGGAUGGCAGUAAGAUCGUUGAUCUGCCUCUGGACUGCUAUGAGUGUCUGCAAGAGGUGCUGGUAAACCGCGGCGAUAUCAAGGAGGCGUUUCUUGUCGCCGAGCACACGCAGCAGAGGAUGUACCUGGACAUGGUCGGCGUUCACCAGGACUUGGAAGACCUGCAGCCCAUUCGCUCUCUACCGCUGAAGAUGCCCACGCUGAACAGUAUUUCGCGCAGUGUGUCGGCGUCCGGCAGCGGCGUCAUUCUCUAUUCCCUGGUGCACGAUUCUCUGUACAUGUGGCUGUGCCUGCCCCCGCGCGGUCUUGCCGCCGGCGUGUUUGCAUUCCACAAGUGGCCGCCGAAAGCCGUCCACUAUCUCAUACCUUUCCUGCGGCAGAACUACUUUCUGCUGUCGCGCUUGCCGUCCAACAUUCGCGACGCCAAUCGGAUGUGCGAGGCAAGAAGCUGUUGCCUGGUCGGUGGAGAGGCGAUGAUGUAUCGCAGCGAAGCAUCCGGCCAGAUGUCUGAAUCGCAAGGUGAUCCACCACCGUACUGUCCGUACGGUAGCAUUGCCCAACGCCAGCAGCUCUCCUACCCGUGGGUCGGUGAUGAUGAUCUAAUCCACCCGGGACGAUCGAGCUACCUGUCAGCACCUGCGCCUCUAGACGACAACAGUGUCAUUGGCACGGAAUCGCGAGCAUCCAUGCGUGAUCUCUAUGACAUCCUGGCUAUGCCCUUUGAGCGGUAUCUGUUUGGCUACGGCAGUCUUCCAGUCAAAGACCUGGUCAUUGUUGCGCAGAACAGCAUCCUGCUGUGUCCAUUCUCGGCUCUGGUGACCAGCAGGCGUGUGGUGGUGUGCGACUUCUACCAGUUCCGCUUGCAGCCAUGCCUCCUGCCUCCCGUCGUCCACUCGGUCAAGACCUGUGAGCAGUGUAUAGCCAGCAAUGCCGAGCAAAAGGGGGUCGUUGCACUGCUCUGCGGUAAUCCGACCGUGCCCACGGUGAAAUUCUAUGGGCAGACCUGGCGGCCACUACCUCUGCCGUACGCCGAGCGUGAAGUUCGUAGCGUUGGCCUGCUGCUAGGCCCGGCUGUGCAUCCUCUACUUGGCGUAGCGGCCAGACGACACACUCUGUUGUCGGCCAUGCCCCAGGCCACGCUCAUCCACUUGGCCGUGCACCUGUCCUGGGAGCUGUCCUCGUUUGUCGUGGCACCGGCCGCUGGUGUCACCUCGCCCACGGAGAAGGACGUGCUCAUCACGGCCAGCGACAUUUCGCGUCUGCAUCUGCAGGCCGACCUGGUCAUCCUGAGCGGUGGCAGUGCCUACUGCCAUUCCACUCGGCCUGGCGCCGGCUUGCCGCAGCCCAACCAGCACAACCUGCCGUCGCACGUCUCCAUGAUGACGCUGGCGAGAGCGUUUCUCACGGCCGGUGCGCGCUGUGUGCUCGUCUCGCUGUGGAGCAUCCCGGACCGGGCCACGGACGAGUUCAUGUUCCUGUUCUACGAGAACAUCAAGCGUGGCGUGUGUGUUGGCCUAGCACUGCGCGAGACUAUGGAGGCAGUACGCACCCGGCGUGGCUUUACGGAGCCCGUUCAUUGGGCAUCUUUUGUUCACUUUGGUAAGGAUAUCACGCUGGAUUUCUCCACCAUUGAAGGCGUGCCGCUUCCAUCGUCGGCACUCGCUGCUAGUCAGUCACGGACAAGUAUUGGCGUUGCCUCUACUGCUGGUAGUGCCUCAGCUACCGCUUUUAGUGGUGCCGCUGAAUCCACGGUGUCUGAGAGGGCUGCGUCUUCCAGAGCAUCGUUAGCCGACAGCCAUUCGGUGCAGUUCAGUACGGGGACGGCUGGUUCUGCCGGCCCUGAGCGAAAACAGUCUACGACAUCGUCCACGCUGGUGGAGGUGGACAACAUGUCUGUAUCGUCCAUUGCCACACCGGGCGGACGGCUUGUUCUCCGUCGUUCAGGAUCAUCCUUUGCGCAUCGGCGCGUGUUUGAGAGCGUGAAGUGCUUCACUGAGGCGGUGUCGUCCGUGGUGUCCGCUACGCAUUCAGACGACGAGGCCAAGGCAGCCGUUGACAAGGUUCUGAAAGAUCUGUCUUCGGUGAUCAAACACUCAGCCAAUGUACUGGCACAGUUGCCCAGUGGUCCCAAUAGUCCGGGUGCAAGCAAUGUGCCCACACGCUCUACGCCAGCUUUGGCAGACAGUGGCUAUGGCAGUGCUGAGACUUUGGCAUCGUCCAAUGGCAAAGUCCAUGGUCUUCUCGUCAGUCUGGGCUUUGUGUCCAACCAUAAUUCCGAAGCAGACGACUACAAUCUUCACUUCUCCGACUCCCAGUACUUUUCACCAAUGCACGCCGCUGUCAUUUUGUGUCUUGAGGCGCUGGAAGCAUUCCUCUCGGUCGCUCCCAGCUCGGUGGCAAAGCUGCUUGUUCAAGCACUGCCCGUGGACGCAAAGGCAGCGCGAGGACUCCUGCAAGUGAUUAAGAACCCAACUGAGCGACCGUGCGUAACGGCAGGCAGCUUGUGUGGAAUAUGGAACAAGCCACAGUGUCAGUCCCUACUGGAAAGUCUGGGUUUUCAUGAGACGACCAGUACCGAUGUCGACGCCAGUGCUGCUACUGCUUCAGCGAUUCCGGAAUCGGUGGACACCGUGCGUGUCCUGGCUCUAGACGCGGGCACUGGUGACAAAGCUGUGCUUUCAUCUCUGAGCCAUUUCCUCAGCUUACUGUCAGGAGACAUCAGUAUUGCAAUGAGUUCACUGCAGCUGGGUGCGUUGUCCCGGAGCGCCUGGGUGGAUGACGGACCGUCCGAUGGCUCGGCGUCCUCCAGUACAACUCCUGCAGCCGGCAGCGACGAUGCGGAUCUUUUAGGCGACGCGCUGCCGACACCCGGCGCAACAAGCACACCAGGCACACCAGUAGCUGCAACGGCAGCAACAGCUACCUCACCCAACGCUAUUGACCUUAACUGGGAGUCCUUACUGGACAGCAGUCCUAUGCCGUCGCGUGUAGCAUCAAGCUUGUCAAGCCCGCUGAUCAGUAUACCCAUGGCGUCCGGUGUUGCCUCGUCACGCUCCGACUCUGCCAUCAUCUCAGCUGGCCAGCAGGAGACAUCGUCCAAUGGUAGUGGUAGCAAUGUGUUUGAUGUGAACGCUCUGCUGAUGGAGUUGGGCAUCAAUUUGCCUGCGGGUGCCGAUAGUUCGUCGGCAGGUUCCGACUCUGGUACACAGUCGGUUUGCUCUGGUCCGACUUCCUUGGCAGCGGUGUCCUUUGCUUCGGACGGCGCAGCUGCGAACUCCUGCGCCUCAGACCCGCUGGGCCCUCUGGAUGCUGCAAGUGCUGCUCGCUCUGGCACCAAUCCAAUCCAUAUGCUGCCCAGCGCUCGUCAAUCAGCUUGUGUUGAGCAGGCAUGUCAGUCACUGUCCAGUGCCUCCCUGUCCGGUAGCGAAAAUGCUACUCACCGAGACGCAUCCGACCUGUCUUCUCUGCUUUCCCGCUCAGCACCACUCGCCAUCCCUGACUCAUCGGCGGACGCGGCAGAUUCAGGCCAUUUCUCAGCGUCGGCUGAUCCAGAGCAUGAACCACUACAACGAGAAGGCCACUCAGCUAGUCCUCGCCAAGACAGUGGAUCAUCAGGCAACCGCUCUUGGAAAUCGCUGUCACGGAUGAUGUCGCUGGAUAAUGGUUCGCUUGAUUCACCCGGUAGUCCACUCCAAGCCAGAUGUGACCAUUGUCAAACAAAAUUCGGCCUUCUCCGCUGGCGCCACAUAUGCUCGUUCUGUGCACGGGAGUUGUGCCAUUCCUGCUUUGAUACCGACCCGGCCACUGGCAGGAAGGACUCGUCAGCAAGCGGUCGCGAUACCAGCCUCUGCGUGAUGUGUUGGCUGGCCACAGGUACAGGACAUCAGUAGAUCAUGUACAUCUGCUGUUGAUCCACUCCAGCUGCCUACUCAGCUAAGCAUGCAUGCUAGCUCUCAAGUGGCUGUGGCUCAUGCUAGCUCUCAAGUGGCUGUGGCUCAUGCUAGCUCUCAAGUGGCUGUGGCUGCUGUCUUUCACUACAGUGAUUGUGAGCUGGGUUGUUUUUGCCAGCGCACUGUGCAACUUUUGAGUAUUGUACACUUUAAAACAAGUUUUGUCGUAUCCCGUAUGCUGUUGCUCUCGACUCUGCGCCGUUUUGCAAGGUUUCUUUGUCAUUCUUGCGAAAGUGCAGGUGUAUAAAAAGUCUGCUGUCCUCCGGCAGGGCAUCAUAGCGUCUCCGUAUGUUUUAUCAUGUGAUUUCGAGCAUGGGUCUGUUUAAUAAUACUAUGAGAGUAUGAGUAUUUGUAAAUUUCUAGUUUUUGGCCCGCAUUGACAUCCACUUUUCGACAAUUUGGUUACGUUACUGAUAAAUCAAGCUAACUAUGAUUUUUUAAUGACUUAAUUUAUUUUUUGGAGAGAUUUUUUGAAACUAACAGAGAGCACAUAAUUAUUACUUUGCUGCUAUUGUUCUUGCUGCUGCUGCUGCUGCUGCUGCAUGUGCUGUUUUCUUGGUCCAGUUCUAUAAUAUUUUAAGCGUGCCUCUGUAUGCGUUUGUCUAUUCCAGUCCCAGGCCAGUGUGCUGUUUGUUCUUUGAAGGAGAGUUGCUAUUUCUUUUUCUUCCUUUCUUUUUUAACAUUAACCCCAACCCCAUGUGUACAGUUGUCGUGUCUGUAUGGUGUGAAACCGAAUGGAUUCUGUUUUGUCCAAGUGUACAUUGUAGAGUUUAAUACCUAAUCUCUUUGACUCAUUUUGCCCGGUAUGCGAUGGCAGCAUCUGUUUCUUUUUUUUGGUCCGGCAUUAGCGAUCUGUUUGUUGCUGUCUGUUUCUACACCCCGCUCCACACCCUGCAACUGUUCUAUCUGGUGCAUGUGUGACUUUGUUCUUGUCCUGCCUUUUUGAAUGCGUGGCCUGCAAUCUCAGUGUAGCCUCACCCCUCUGCCCCACACUAGUGUUACAGGAAAGUGGGCCAGUCUUCUUAGUCCUUACUGUCACGACCCAUCUCUCUCUCUCUCUCUCUCUCUCUCUCUCUCUCUCUCUCUCUCUCUCUCUCUCUCUCAUCGCCGAUCAUUUGCACGAGCAAUACAUCAUUAUAGACUACUGCUAUCUUUUUUUUCUGAUUUAUGCGCCAAAACACUAGUUUGUCGUGUUCCUGUUUGGCAGUCCUUCAGCACAGAUCUACAUUGUGUUUCCUUCGUUUGCUACACCGUGUCCUUGUCCUUGUCUGCUGUCUCUGAUUUUUGGAAAUUUUAUUUACAAUUUUAUUGAUUCCAUGUUCAUGAUUUGAGAACUGAAAAAAACUACAUUGAUGUGAAGAAUGUGGCGA
Molecule: messenger RNA, 7588 nt
Organism: Sycon ciliatum
Lineage: Eukaryota; Metazoa; Porifera; Calcarea; Leucosolenida; Sycettidae
Product: tetratricopeptide repeat protein 28-like
Exons: 14
Coding region: 438-6158 (1906 amino acids)
Molecular function (GO): protein binding
Source: RefSeq, a predicted model, not a curated record